Molecule: messenger RNA, 2195 nt
Organism: Amphibalanus amphitrite
Lineage: Eukaryota; Metazoa; Arthropoda; Thecostraca; Balanomorpha; Balanidae
Product: translation initiation factor IF-2-like
Exons: 2
Source: RefSeq, a predicted model, not a curated record
CCCCAGUGUGAGAUCUGGCAGCCCGGGUGUCCGCUCCACCACCCUGGCCUCCGAUCUGGCAGCCCCAGUGUGGGAUCUGGCAGCACUCCGCGACCAGUCCCGGUGGCUGGUCGUCGAGUCGCAGAUCUCGUCAGGGGGUGGACGGAGGCGGUGGAACCGCGGGGAUCUCAGGAGCGACCAGCCUCGGCUGGCGCUUCGCGGCAGACCACCACUGGGAAACCAGCGACCGGUGGGAGCUCCGGGGCAAGGAGUCCAGCCAAUGGAGGCUCCAAGAGUCCAUCCGGCGGAGGCUCCAACAGGGCCAAGAGUCCGGCCGGUGGAGGUUCCAACGCGGCCCUGACGGCGGCCAGCGCGGAGCAGCCAGAACAGAGAGACAAGGUGCGUCGCCGUCUCUCCAGUGAAACAUCCGCCAAGAUUCCGGCCACCCAAAGCCAAGCUCUCGGUCAAAUCCUGACCGCCCUCAGUCGCGGCCACAGCCCGCGCGCGCCUCUACGCCGGGCUACCACUUCUUCUACUAACCCUGCCACCACCACUACCGAGCCUGGAGCCGAAGUCCGGGCAGAGGUUCGUCGUCUCCGUGAACUAGCUGCCCAGAGGCUACGUCAGGCGCGGCUGGAGACAUCAGAUGGUGAGGUAGCUGAUUCUCUGACUUCAGCAACGGCUUCUGAGGAUGGUGACGCGAGUCUGGAGGAGAGACUGAAGCUGCUGGAUGAUGGAGCAGGAGGACGGCAUGGUCAGCCACUCGUGCUGACGGCGGGGGAAGGACUGCUGCAGAGGAUACUAGGAGGUAGGGGAGGACAGAGACUAAAACCGAGACCCGCUGGAGAGUGACGUCAUGGUGACGGAGUGACGUCAUUUGAUUGUGAGGCGAGUGGUUAGGUGUGAUGUCAAAUGAUGUUGUGUGACACCAGACCAGAUAUGUGAGGUCAAACUGACGUAAUAAAGCCACUGUGUUCCCACCGAGUCAAGAAGCACGAGAGAAAGACAAUGACUCAGAAAGGAACUGAUAAUAAUGAACCUGUCGAAGCACAGGUGACGUGAUAUUGAACCAAUCAGAGUGCAGAUCAGGGCGGAUUUGGACCAAUCAGAAAGCCUGGUCGUUGAUCGGAGCGAAUAAUUAAUCAUCGCUAUGGCUGUUCGAGAGACCAUAGACAUUGGACGGUGAUCCCUGUGAAACAUAUCAGAGAGUGGGCAAAGUGGUCUCUGAGCUUACUGAGACUUUCGCUGAUUGUUCUAGAAGGCUCCAUGUGCGCGAAUUUCGUACCCCGGAGUCUUGUGGCCUCCUUGUAAUGGGCAUGCUAUGAGUGUUGCGAUUGGAAGCGAAAUUUAGACAAAUGUUCUGACUAUCUGAUGUGUUGACGUCGUGAAAGUCAUGGGUUAAAGACAGAGUGGUCACAGCCUUGUAGUGCUAUAAUAUAAAGUGAUCGUUAAAGCGAUUUUGUGCCUACGAUAUUUGUUGGAUAUUGCUAUCAAUGUUCUCACUUGCUGAUCCGAUAUCUCUAAUGAACCAUCCCUAUUAUCGAGGUUUCUUGUGUAGUUAUUCCGAGUGAAAAUGGCGCCAUUCCAGUGUUCAUUCCAACCUAGAUGGUUGACUGUUCCUCUCCGAAGUUUUGACAAUGGGCAUCGACAUUCGGUGCAAUUCCAUUUGCUCCGUUUGAUAAACAUAAAUAUUGGCGCAUCAACUUAUGACUCAUUGUGAUAUGAGUUCGAAUUGUAUGCGAGUCGCCCUGAGCUAUGGUGUUACCGAGUCUGUUACGUGAACUGCGUAUCGACUUCUGAAAGUUGUGACACUUGUGACAUGAACGAUUUCUGUAACAUUUUGUGACAACUGUGAAUUGUGAUCAACACAGUCGCCUUUGCUGGCAUCAUGAAGUCACCUAUAAACUAAGUGUCCGCUAUAGUCCGUUUUCAAUGUGAUUCCAUCGUAUAUACGCUAUUAUAUUUACUGUAUGUCCCUGUAUAUGUGACCCACACUGGGUCAAUUAGGGGGCUGUUGCGCCACAAAAGCAGUGCAAUCGCCGGCGAAUUGUGAUAUGUGUCCGCAGUGUCCGCCGGAUACUGUGUCCGCAGUGUCCGCCGAAUAUUGUGUCCGCGAUUGUCCGCAGUUGUGUCCAGAUAUCUGGAUAUUUGGAUGGAUAGUGUGUGUGUGUGGAUGAUGGGGAAGGGUCAGGGCAUGUCCCAAUAUACAGACACUU